AUGGCAAUAUACAGCCUGAAAAAGAAAUGCAAUUCUGGCGUUUGUAAAGCAUGGAUAUUUUCUCUAAUUGUGAUGACAUGUCUUCACUUGGCUGCUGCUCAGUGUAGUUCCCCAGAAUGCAUUGAACGCUUAAAUUCCUUUGAUAACAAUAAGCAAAAAGAUAGAGAAGACAAAAAACCCAUACGGGCAACGAGCACAACCCCUGCCCCUGUACGCAUACAUUUUCCCGAUGAAAUGCAAAAUGUCAAAAUACCAUCGGAGCGUUUUGACGUCAAGCUGUAUCAGUUUAUGGCAAAUCCGGCAAGGGGCAAAAAUCUGUGUAUUUCCCCACUCUCUGUACAGGUGUUGUUAACAUUUCUUUCGACCGUCGCCGAAGGCAAGCUGUAUGACGAACUUAUACAACUUUUGAAUUUGCCCACAAAUCAAACAUUGGUGGCUCAAACCUACCAAAAGUUAACCAAGUUACCUACGGACACAAACGAUUCGAACACAAUCAUUCUGGGCAAUAAACUCUACUAUGAUGAACGCUAUGGUUUUCUGCGCCGAAAUGUUCGAAAUGAGGCUCAACGUAUCUACGCCACUGAUCUGGAAUCUGUCGACUUUCUAAUGCCCUCGAAGGCAGCCGACAAAAUUAAUUCUUGGGUUGCAGAUAAAACACACCAUCUCAUCGAGAACAUUGUUACCUCGGAUACGUUUAGAGCGAACACCAUGGCGCUGUUAGUUAACACUGUUUACUUCAAAAGCGAAUGGGACAAUAAGUUUGCGGUGUACGAUACAGCGAUGCGUCCAUUUUUUCUGAACGCUCGAACACAGAUAGAAGUUGAGACCAUGUACAUGGAGGAUAUAUUCCGUUAUGGUGAUUUUGAGCAACUAGGAGCCACAGUUUUGGAAUUACCUUAUAAACUUGAUGACUUCACUAUGAUGAUAAUAUUGCCAAAGAAUAUUGAAGGUUUGACCGAGGUCGAAAGACGUCUAUCGGAUAUAACUUUGAAAUUGAUUUCAUAUCGUUUGGAGCGGCGACAAGUUAUUGUAAAAAUACCGAAAUUUAAUAUUGAAUUUGAAGACGAUAUGAUUCCAAUAUUACAACAAUUGGGUCUACGUUCUCUCUUUAAUCGCGAUUCUCGGAUUAACAUAUUUAAACAUGAAUCGAAUCCAU
Musca vetustissima is the source of this 1156-nucleotide messenger RNA. RefSeq names its product serine protease inhibitor 42Dd-like. Lineage: Eukaryota; Metazoa; Arthropoda; Insecta; Diptera; Muscidae. The annotation marks the transcript as partial. The record is from RefSeq and is a predicted model, not a curated record. The transcript has 3 exons. Gene Ontology annotation, molecular function: serine-type endopeptidase inhibitor activity.